Messenger RNA from Penaeus chinensis, 1166 nucleotides. RefSeq lists its product as uncharacterized. NCBI's taxonomy places the organism in Eukaryota, Metazoa, Arthropoda, Malacostraca, Decapoda, Penaeidae. Bases 1 to 858 code for a protein of 285 amino acids. The record is from RefSeq and is a predicted model, not a curated record. The transcript is spliced from 7 exons.
AUGUGUUAUUUCCACACGCUGAAGCCGAGAAGAAUUAUAGCUUUACACACUGCUAACUUACGACCUCCCAUCAACAUCCUCUUCACAGCGGACAACCUGCCUCUACAUCCAAACUACUACAAAACACGCCCACAGCGAACACACGGCCACCCACUCUCCUUUAUAACAAACGUCCUGGUCCUCGCACCUAAUAAACCCCCAAUAACAUCUACCUCUGUUAUCGACACACCUCAUAGCUCCUCAUUAAGCAUCACUAACAUUUCCUUCCCCCGCCGUCCCCUUCAGAGAGACAAGAGCAACGACCGCAAAGUGACCCUGAAGGAAGUGUCCCUCAAGACAUCCGGGAAAUACAAGUGCGAGGUCUCUGCUGAGGCUCCUUCGUUCCACACGGACUCUGGCGCCGGAGAACUGCUCGUCGUCCACAUGCCCGAGCACGACCCACACAUCUCGGGCAUGCGCACAAAAUACCACGUGGGUGACCUCGUUCAGGUGAACUGCACUUCCUCUCCGUCGAAGCCAGCGGCCGCCCUCAUGUGGUACAUCAAUGACAAGCAGGCGGACAGCGGGUUCCUGGUGGACUACGCGCCGGUGUCGAACGGCGGCGGGCUGGAGACCUCGAUCCUGGGCCUGCACUUCCGGGCGCGCAUGAGCCACCUGCGCCACGGCCACCUCAAGCUCCGCUGCUCCGCCACCAUCGCCGCCGUCUACUACCGCGAGAAAACCAUCUUCGCUCGCGGCUUCCUCACGCACAACGGCGACGUCCUCGAGAGCCGCGGCAUCUUCUCCGGGAGCGACGGGCGCGGCCUGACGGGGCUGUUGCUGCUGGCCCCUCUCUUGGGCGUGCUGCUCCUGAGGUAACACCGCCCGCCCUCAGCCCACAGCGAUGCAGCAGCAGCCGCAGGACCUUCUCGCCGCCGUGCAAGCUGGCGUGAUGGCCGAGGAAGCGCCGUUCGCUGCUGCUGCUCCUGCACUUCCCCUUCCUCUAUUGCUUCCCCUUUCCCUUCCCCCUCCCUCUCUCUGCCUUUCUCCCCUCCCUUCCCCUCUUUACCUCCCUCCCCCAGCUGCCCCUGCGAGCAACUGAACCGAACUCCAGUGCCAAAGUUUUAGCUCUCUCUGCCGCAGGAAGUGCCAAGGGCGGAGGCCGACGCGUGCUCUCUUCCCGGGAC